CCUUGGCGGCGAAGCGAGCGACGGUGGCUAUAGCAACCCCGCCGCCGGUUAGGCUCGUCUCUUGGUUGGCUUUGCCUGCGCAGAGAGGGAGGAGGGACAGGAAACCGCCGAGAGGCGCCGGGUCUCCCGGGGCCGGCCUUACGGGCGAGGAAGCCGGGAACAUGGUAGUCAGGAUGGACGAAAGCGGCGAGCGCAGGAGGUGGCAGAGCAGCCCAGUAAUUGACUAUCUGACCAUUCCUAGGUAUGGGCUAGCAAGCCCAUUCAAAGGACAUUUAAGUACCAAAAGUAAUGCUUUCUGCAUUGACUCCUCCUCCCGCAGACUCAGUAAUCAGUACCUCAUCAGGGAUCACAUGGCUGUUCAUUACAAUAAAAUACUUUCAGCCAAAGCUGCUAUAGAUUGUUCAUUACCAAAAAGCAGAUUAAACAGCAUAAAAUGGAUCGCUCCUCAGGGAAAGCACAGAGAGAGCCGUGCCUGGACUUUGCUUCUCCCUAUCCGGCAGCUUGAUCUGGUCUCCUAGCAGCUGCAUAUUAGAGACUUGCAGCCUGAAAGCCCCUGUCUACCACAGCUCCAAAGACUUCAAGUCAGUUGCAGACCC
Thamnophis sirtalis is the source of this 596-nucleotide messenger RNA. The record is from RefSeq and is a predicted model, not a curated record. NCBI's taxonomy places the organism in Eukaryota, Metazoa, Chordata, Lepidosauria, Squamata, Natricidae.